Molecule: messenger RNA, 5558 nt
Organism: Myotis davidii
Lineage: Eukaryota; Metazoa; Chordata; Mammalia; Chiroptera; Vespertilionidae
Gene: PAAF1
Product: proteasomal ATPase associated factor 1
Exons: 11
Coding region: 2031-2864 (277 amino acids)
Molecular function (GO): protein binding
Source: RefSeq, a predicted model, not a curated record
UGUCAAGGAAUUGGCCUCGAUGGUAUCCCAGAGAUUACAGCUUCGGAAGGAUUUAUUGUGAAUGAAAUAAGCAAGGCCCUGAUACAAUUCUUAUCUUCCAACAUCAUUGUUAAUUUCUGCUGUGUACCUGUUGGGUCAGACAGUAAGUGCUUAUGGUUGAACAUUCAUUUGUUUCCUAACUUCCAUGAGUCACUUUGCUACUUGAUGCUGCUACAUUUUUCUUUAAAACAGUCCUGUUAAUAUGCUUAAAAACCUAACCCCAGAAGAUAAAAAGUUUGACUUUGAAUUUUACCUUAGUGUGGAAUACUCACACUUCCCCCUCCUAUCCCCCACCCCCUAAAUUCUGUAUGUUUUGAUAUGUCCUGCAGCUUUUCUUUAAAAUAUUUUCAUUAACAGCAUGACUCUCUACUGCUGACAUUGGAAGGUAGUUCAACAUUUAUCUUCCUUCAUAGUAUGUUUAUGGGUUAAAGGUUGAUUUGCAGGAUUGAUAAGCAGGAGAAAACCACUGAUUCUUGAAUUCUUUCACGUAAUUAGCCUAAGGAAAUGAACUCUUCUGAGAACAAACCAAUACUUAAAGAGGCCUGAACACUAAGCUCUCAGAGCCCCUGCAUCCUUGCUUGGUGUGAGUAUUUAUCGAGGAGAGUUUAGCUGACACUUUAGUUUUGGGUACAGGAGACAAUUCCAAAUCCAGGUCAGCACUCUGGCAGCGUGUGGGCUUUGUCACGCGGUUAGAAGCAAAAACUCAUUUAAUGAAAGGCCUGCAGGCAGCCAGGCAUAGAUAUGCUGGCUAAGGUAGUACUAUUUGUAGAGAUAUUCUAAUUGUGUUUUUAAAGGCGUAGAAGACUUUUAAUAAGAGCAUAUUGAUUUCCAAUGAUAACAAUAUUAUGACUUUGAAACUGUUCUUUCUAAGGAACUGUGAGGACUGUGCUUGUUGUACAUAGAUUAGCCUUAUAAAGAAGUUCUAAAAAUCUUGAUUAUUGAAGACAUUUUCAUUGUCCAGCAAAAUUUUCAGAAACUUUGAAGUACUUCUAUGGAAGAGAUAAUAGGUUUGGGACCAUUUGGAGAGUGCAACUCCUCAGCUGUAUAUAGGAGCUAUGCCCUGAGACGACGGUGUUGGUAUCCUGCUGCUUAGAGGAAGGAACUGUCUUAUCAAAUCCUUGAGGAAGGUUUUGCUAAGCCUUUAAUACCUCUACACAUACUACCUUGAAAUACCAAUAUACUUACUUGUAUUGGUUACAAGGGCUGCCUUUGGCAAAUCAUGUCACCUGAAUCUAACAUCUGGUUCAAGGUAUAAUUUCUUACUCUGUCACUAGUGUUAUCUUGCUAAAGUAGCUGAAAGAUAUAUGAUAAUGACUAGGCAAAACAUGGGGAGUCAUAAUACUGCUAUGGAUGUGAUGGUGACCAGUCUAUAAACAUGUACAGCCAGUGUAAGUCCACGUGGGAAUGGGCACUGCAAGCCUGACCAGGCCCUACACAUUGGAAGAGUGUGCCAUGAUUUACUUGACCAGUUUUCUCUGGUAACUGUAGAUGGUAGUAGUCUACAUUUUUUCCUAAACGUUCUUAUAGGCAGCAAGUUUACUUUUAGACUAGUCCUCUAGUCUAGGCUUCAGGGCUGGUGCUGUUUCCUCACAUCUCUUGAUCCUGUUCCUUGCCCCACCGCUAAUUAAGAGUGUUGGUAUUAAAUUUUCUUCUAAAAAGUAAUGUUCUCAUGUUUGUCAGCUGUAUUUUAUUGUUGAUUUGUCUUAACAUAAAAAGAUAAUGGCAUCUCAGUGAUACCAAUUACAUUGCAGCCCCUGCAGUGAAAGGACUACUACUCUAAUAGGGAGGGAUAGUUUUGUGGGCUGGGGAAGGAGGAUUGGAGAGGACACACUUAAAAGAAAAGCAUUCAUAUUUCAUGUCCAAAGGAAAAUGCAUCUUCGAAGUUUUUGACACCAUACACUACUUUUUCCAGAAUUCAUGCAAAGAGUAUAACAUGCCUGGACAUUUCUAGUGGAGGAGGCCUUGGUGUGUCUUCUAGUGCUGAUGGGAGCAUGAAAAUCUGGCAGGCUUCCAAUGGAGAACUCAGAAGAGUAUUGGAAGGACAUGUGUUUGAUGUGAAUUGUUGCAGGUUUUUCCCAUCAGGCCUUGUGGUUCUGAGUGGGGGAAUGGAUGCCCAGCUGAAGAUCUGGUCAGCUGAAGAUGCUAGCUGCGUGGCAACCUUCAAAGGUCACAAAGGAGGUAUCCUAGAUACAGCCAUUGUUGAUCGGGGGAGGAAUGUGGUAUCUGGUUCUCGAGAUGGAACAGCACGACUUUGGGAUUGUGGGCGCUCAGCCUGCCUGGGAGUCAUUGCAGACUGUGGUUCUUCCAUCAAUGGAGUGGCUGUGGGUGCUGCUGACAACUCCAUCAACCUCGGCUGCCCUGAGCAGAUGCCCAGUGAACGGGAGGUUGGAACAGAAUCGAAAAUGCUGCUGUUGGCCCGGGAAGAUAAGAAGCUUCAGUGCUUGGGACUACAGAGCAGGCAGCCGGUAUUCCUCUUUAUUGGCUCAGAUGCCUUCAACUGCUGUACUUUUCUCUCUGGCUUCUUGCUGUUGGCUGGGACACAGGAUGGAAACAUUUAUCAGCUGGAUGUGAGGAGUCCAAGGGCUCCAGUACAAGUCAUCCACAGAUCAGGAGCACCAGUUCUAUCCCUCCUGAGAUUCAGAGACGGAUUCAUUGCUAGCCAAGGUGAUGGAAGCUGUUUCAUUGUCCAGCAAGACUUAGACUAUGUCAUUGAGCUCACUGGGGCUGACUGUGACCCUGUGUACAAGGUCGCCACGUGGGAGAAGCAGAUCUACACAUGCUGUCGAGAUGGUCUCGUGCGGCGCUAUCAGCUCUCUGACCUCUGAUUCCUGUGAAGGAGGAGUCCCAGUUAAUGAACACAAUUGACCAUGACCAACAAUGAGCAGAAACAUCAUCAGUCCUUCCCGAGGACCGCGCUCUUUGUUGUAGGGGCGCCCUCCGGAAGUCACAGAGAGUCAGCUACAUUGGCCACGUGGAACGACUGUUCCACACAAGACUGAUGUGAACUGAGUAAGAAGCUCACAUGUGCUCACUGCAUUUGCCCGACUUCUCCUUCUAUAAACUCACCGCAGCAACACGGGGAAGGUGAUGGGUUGCUUACGGUUUGAUAGCACAUCUGUUGUGUUAAAUGUUUACAGGACCAGGGGACCGAAACCUGUCUCUGAAGGGAAAAGAGAGUAUGUUUGGAGGAGUCAGAAUUUGAAACCUUGUUAAAUGUUCUUAUUCCAGCAGAAAGUCAGUCAGGCUGAUGGAACUCCUUUCUCAGGCACUUCCUGUUGGCCUGGUCUUAGAGGAGGACUGUUGACAUGAGCAGUAAAGAUCCCAUAGGCAGCAUGCUGGGAAAGACUUUUGUACACGUAGGAUGACUACCGUCCCAGUUUUCCUUGUACUGAGGGGUUUUCGGCUACCUGUGGCUUUCAGUCCCAGCAAACCAAGAUGGUCUGUCAGCCUGUAUACAGGUGAUGAAGUUGAAUCAAAACAUUGUAAAGGCAGUGGCUGUGAGAGUGGUCCCUAGAGCAGCUUCUUAGUAUCACCAGGGAAUUAGAAAUAGAAAUUCUUGAGCCCACCUCAGACCUAAAUCAGAAAUUGUAUGGGUAGGGCCUACAAUCAAUUUUAACAAGCCUUCCAUGAUUCUGAAGCAUGCUGAAGUUUGAGAUCUAGAGAAAGAGAUGGUAUAGGGCACUUUAGUCAGAGAUGGAACCCAGGGCUCAUAGGAUGGCCAGGCUGGUCUGUACAGGAUGAGGCUGGAGAGGCUGGCAGGGCCCGAAUAGUGAAGGAGCUUGAAUGCCAGAUGGGGAGCUUGAACUGCACUUGGCUGGCAGUGGGGAGUCAUGAAGGGGCUUUUAAGCAAAAGUGUGUUAUAGUUACUUCUUUUUUUCUCUAAACAUAAAAAUGGAAUCAUUAUGUGUUCUGUGGCUUAUUUUCACUUAGUAUCUUAGUUCUUUUACAUUUAGACCUUCAUUCUUUUUAACAUUUUCCAGAACAUGAAAGCCGUAUCAUUUACAUUUUAGAGAUUAUUAAAGAAAAAGUUUGGAGCUUGCAACACUCGAGCUGAGCCAUGUGGCUGAGCUCUGGAAUUUAUUUAAGGGAAGAAGGUAAUUCCUGGCUCAGGUAACAGUCUGGUUUACAGAGUUCUUAAAGGCAUGUUCUCAUGUAAUCUUUUGCUACCUUGUGACAUACCAGUAGUGAGACUCAGAGAGAUGAAGUGAUUUGCCAGGGGUCAUAGAGAGCAGGAACUUGAACAGUUUAUCUUAACUUUAAAUGCCAUUUUUUUCCUACCUGUUGCUAAUGCCUAAACAAAAUUGUGAAAAUAAAAUAUUGUCAUUCAUUGAGUGUCUACUAGUAAUCUACUCUGUUCUAGGUUCUAUCUGUGUAUAUUUAAUCCUUACAACACGGUUAAAAAGGAAGAUAUUCCUGUUUUACAGAUAAGGAAAUUGAGGCUCAACAUUAAGUACCAGAGCCUUGAUUUGGACCUUGCUCAGUCUGUCUCCAAGGCCUGCGCUCCUUCCACCUAAGCAUGUGGCCACGAGACCUGGGACUAGAGCUAUUUCACUGAAGAAGCUAUUUCACUGUGAUAGGCUCAGGUGAUCUGAAGAGACAUAUUCCCAAGCUGAGAAACAUCGAUUCCUAGGAAGUCCAAAGGGACCUCUCAGAAGUCAGAUUAGAAGCCAGGAUGAGCCCUGGCUGGUCUGGCUCAGUUGGUUAGAGCAUUGUCCUGAUACACCAGGUUCAGUCUCUGGUCAGGGUACACACUAGAGUCAACAAAUGAAUACACAGAUAAGUGGAACAACAAAUUGAUAUUCCUUCCUCCCACGCCCCGACUCUCUCUCUCUCAAAAAAGAAAGAAAAGAAAACAGGAUUAUGGCUUGAGUUCAUCACAUGGCCAGUGUGUCUGGGUUCCCAUUCUUGGACUCACUCUUCUCCGUUGCUGUCACAUUCAUAACCCCCUUUCCAUAGGUCUCCAAAGUGGAUAUCCUGGUUGUGAUGGAUGCAGUGACCUUGAGAGCUGCUGUGAAACCCACUGUGAAUGGACUGAUCCCCAGUUUGUAACAGACAAAGCUUACUUUUUCUUUUGGAUUAAGUGCAUUCUGGGUAAGGAAGGGUGCACAACCCCCAUCCGCAGCACUGCAGGCCCAGUGAAGCUUUGCUAGACCUUGUUUCUUGGUUUUCAGAUGCCCCCUUGUGACUUAUUGUGAGAAGUGCCUCUUUCUCAAGCUGACAGUGGCAUCAGCUAUGGAGCAAGGACUCCGUACCAAGCACAGUCCUCACAAUAGCCUUGCAAAGUAAAGGUUUAUUUUAAACAAUGUGGAUAUAUUUUAUAUUUUUUUCUAAUUUAUAUUUUGAAAUAACUUCAAACUUACAAAUAAGUUGCAAGAAUAGUACAAAGGAUUCUAAUCACCCAGAUCUCCCAGUAUUUACCUUUUUAUUGUUUAUCACUCUCCCCUCCCCCUUUCUUUCUCUUUCUGGCUCGUGAGUGCACUGCUGCCCUCAAGGAGAUGAAGCAGAACGUCCCACUCUUU